Messenger RNA from Ostrinia furnacalis (Asian corn borer), 3362 nucleotides. RefSeq names its product regulating synaptic membrane exocytosis protein fife (gene Fife). The transcript is spliced from 22 exons. Gene Ontology annotation, biological process: calcium ion-regulated exocytosis of neurotransmitter; positive regulation of synaptic transmission; regulation of membrane potential. Gene Ontology annotation, molecular function: transmembrane transporter binding; small GTPase binding. The coding region runs from base 328 to 3192 and encodes 954 amino acids. Gene Ontology annotation, cellular component: presynaptic membrane; cytoskeleton of presynaptic active zone. The record is from RefSeq and is a predicted model, not a curated record. NCBI's taxonomy places the organism in Eukaryota, Metazoa, Arthropoda, Insecta, Lepidoptera, Crambidae.
CACGUAACAAGUGAAGCGGGCCCGGGAGCAACAGUCUGCCGCAGCCCGGCCACGCGGCCUCACACACCACAACAAGUGUCGCGCCCCGGUUCGGAUCGUGCUGACCGCGUAACCGUGUGUUCGAGCAGUGACACUUCAAUUGGUCCGUAACGGCGCGUGUGUAAAAUCAGUGCAGUCGCGGUUUCAAAAACAUAAGUGCUAGUUUAGUGUGCAAAUGUCGUGUUUCGGAGGCAGCGUGUUGAUUCCGGACUGAUCCGCGGCGGAGAGCGGUAGUGUGCGGUGCAGUGAUGUGAGUGCAAGUGCAGCGGACACAGACAAAGCGCCACCAUGCUGCCUACAAAUGUGAUGUCCUUCAUGAAAAAGAUGGUGGCGACGGAUGAGACCCCGAACGCCGUCACGGGACAAAUAGACACGCCGGGAACAUUCGGGAAGCUGCGCCAGACCCUCUCCUCGUCGCUACUCACCGCUCAAGACAAAGUCACAAAGCUUGGGCCAAGGCAGGGGGCGACAGAGAACGCCCCGGAGCCCGCGCCGGCGCCGCCACCCGCGCAACCGCCACCCCCCACACAACCAGCAAAGACUGAACGAGAAGCAGGCAAAGCCCCGUCGAGGGCUGGAGCAUGCCGCGUGUGCCUGAAGGCAUUGAAGCCGGGCGAGGUGUUCCACACCUGCAACGGCUGCCAGCACCGCGUCUGCGAGGACUGCUCCUCCUACUCCAAGCCGGCCAGUGACGAGGAGGCGAGUUCAUGGCGAUGCUCCGUCUGCCGCCGCAAAGCGGGACCACGGCUGCCUCCGGCGGCGCAGGACAGCACGGACUCUCUGCUCGAGGUGCCGGUGCUGGACGCACUGCAGAGGCGGCACUCGGAGGCCCGGCUCGGCAGCGGGGGCUCCAGCGCCGGCCUCGCGCCGCCUCGCUCGCCCGAGCUCCGUAGGCACUCUGACGUGUCGCCCGCGUCACUAAAAGAACUAGAAAAGUUAAAGGGCGGUGGCAGCACGACGCCAGAGGUCGGUUCACGGCGGCCCAGCACGGUGACGCCGGCGCGAAGGCGCUCCGUGCGCGCGCCGCGCCAGCGCUCCUGCGACGAGGACCAGCCUGCGCCCGGCCAGCAGGGCCUGGCUGCUGCUCCGCCACCCAUCUCUAGGAGAGCGUCUGCUGUAGACGUUGUAGCCGGAGCACAGUCGCGGCGCGGAUCAUACAGGACAGAUGACGCCGAGAAAAAGGACGGCUCGGCGCCACAAAUCACUGGCCUCAGCGUCGACGAAGAUCGGCCUAUCAGGCGUAGGGGCAGUCAAUUGCCAGAUAUAGCCGCAUUACAACAACGUACGGGUGCUCUAAGUGCCAUGGCGGCUCUAGCAUCGCGCGGUUCCGACAGCUCCGAGCCUUCCGCCGCUGCAGCCGCUGCCGCCGCUGCUGCCGCCGCCGCCGCCCGGCAGAUGUCCGUCGACGCCGAAGCGAUCAAGAUCGUCAUCCAUGACGUAGAUGACCGCUCGCCCAGGCGCGUGUCGCUACGACGCGAUCCUAAUGAUAAGGGUCACAGAUCUAGAGGUUUUGGAAUGAGAGUGGUAGGCGGCAAACCAGACGCCAGCGGCCGUCGUGAGGCUGUUAUAGUGUGGACUGUGCCUGGGGGACCCGCCGAUAUUGCCGGAUUACAACAGGGAGACAAGGUUUUAGAAUGGGGCGGGGUCCCCCUAACAGAGCGCAGCUUCGAAGAGGUUUGCGCGGUGCUGGAGCGCGGCGGCGACAGCGUGGAGCUGCUCGUGGAGCCGGCGCCGGCGCACGACGACGCGCCCGCGCCGCCCGCGCCCACGCAGCACCACCACCACGCGCUCUACGUAUUAAUUACCUGCUGCACCAUCAUUCUUUCAAGUCUUUCUCUUCAUCAAGACCUACGAUACGACGAACCGGAUACCGACAAAUCGCCAUCGUCGCCGACCCGACGGAAAUUGCCGAAAACCCCGGAGCAGGAGCGCGCGGAGCGGGCGCGGGAGAGGCCGGCGGCGCGCGCGCAGCUUCAAGUGUGGUUCGAGGGCGAGCUGCGCAAGCUCGUGGUGGUGCUCAUCGCCGCCGACGACCUGCCGCCGCGCGACCACACGCUCGGCUACGGCGACGAGCCGGAGGCCUUCGCGAGGAUACGCCUGCUGCCCUCUCUUGAGAGCUGCCCCCCAGUGGAGACGGACCCGGCGUCGGCGUCGUGCAGCCCGGUGUGGAACGCCACGCUGGGCUUCGGCGGGCUGACGGCCGACCUGCUGGCGGGCCGCGCGCUCGAGCUCACGCUGUGGGACGCCUGCCCGGGCAUCGACCCCGUGCUCAUUGGCGAAUGCACUAUGGAGCUAGAAAAGGCAUUCGCAGAAGAACGCGCGGUGUGGUGGACGCUAGAGGAGCGCGGCACUCGCUCGGCCAGCGCGUCGCCGCGCGGCUCGCUCACGGGUGCGCGCGCGCUGCGCCGCGGCGACUUCGCCUCGCAGCGCUCCGUCUCUGAUUCAAUCGGGGAGUGUGCGUCGCUGCUGCACCCGGACCACGCGUGGGUGGGGGGCUCGCGCCGCGGCUCCUCGCAGUCCGAGACCCUGGAGGUCGAGGUGUACCAGCUCGGCAAGGACUUCUCGCGCUCGCUGCCCGGCUCCCGCCGCUCCUCCUUCCAGCAGCAGGAGAAGGGGACGGCGACGGGGCGCAAGGGCAGCAUGUGGGCGGCCGUGCCGGCGGCGGGCCACGAGGCCAUGACGGCGGACGAGGAGGACCAGGUGCCGCUGGGGCCCGGCCAGCUGCCGCCGCGCAACGCCAGCCUGCCGCCGCUGCACGCCGAGAUCAACAUCAGCAUCCUCAUGAUCAAGGGGCAGCUCGAACUAGAGGUAUCACAUGCGCGACGCGUGUACGGGGUCAACGGCGAGGUCCCAGAUUCGUACGUGAAGUGCUACCUGCGGGACGGCGAUAAGUGGCUCCACAAGCGCAAGACGCGCGUGGUGCGUCGCACUACGGAGCCACACUUUAAGCAAACACUGAAGUACCAGGCGAGUGAAGCACUCGGCCGCACGCUAGUCGUGAUGCUGUGGCAGCGCUGCGGCGGCUUCGAGCACAACCUCGCUCUGGGCGGCGCGGAGAUCUGCCUCGACAACCUGACGCUGCCGCAGCGCACGUACGGCUGGUACCCGCUGUUCCCCGCCACGUCUCUGGCGGCCGACGAGUCGCCCGACUGAUCGCGCGAGCCGUCGCCGGAGCGCCGCGAAUACUAGCGCCUCCACGACGGCUCACGAUGCGAUGCUGCCCCUAUACCCUAACUCGUUUUGCGCCCACGAUGCUGCACUGCGCUCCGUCAUCAGUCCCAACGUAAUGAUUGUAAAUAAUUUUAAUACUAGAUGUCAACUAG